ACGAUGGGAGCUGUAAUUUUUAAAGUUUGCGCAGUUCUCGUGUGCUACCCACAUAGGCCUUGUUUAACACUCUUUCACUCAUUAUUACAUUAUGAAUAAAGCUGAACAAGGUAAAGCUUUGGCUCCUGUUGUUGUUGGUACAGCCGCAGCCUUAUAUCUCUCUUAUAAGAUUUUUCACUCCCUACUUUACAAAAACAAUAAGUAUAUCAAAGAAAUCCCAGUGCCUGGCUCUUCUUAUCCUUAUGUAGGACAUAUGUUUUCUUUGGGAGAUAUGCCAGCCGAGAAGAUUUCACAAUGGCAUAAGGAGCUUGGUCCAAUUAUCAAAUUUCGUAUGGGUGUUCAAACUUGGGUUUCGAUUGACAGUCCAGAAUUGGCGCACAAAGUCAUGGUAACAAACGGCAGCAAAACAUCACAUAGAACUGAAAAUGAAUUCAUGUUUCAUAUGUAUAGCUUUGGAGGAAAAGGUAUUGUCAACUCACAACCAAACGCUGCAUGGAAGAAAGCAAGAGCAGCAGUUGCCGCAGCUAUUGCGCCUUCUGAAAUUGAGCUUUAUAUGACCUCUAUCCAGAAUCAAGCAAAACAACUGGUAGAUACACUUAUGGAUUCAUCUGACAAGACGAAAGCUGGUAUAUUUCCAUUCAAAGAUUUACAAUUGUAUGUUAUGAAUACUGUCACGUUGAUUGCAUUUGGAAGAACCUUUCCUACUAGAGAUGACCGUAAAUUUAUUGAGAUAUCGGAAACAAUUGACGAGGGUUUUAAGCUCAGUGGUGUAGACUAUGAUUUGGCAAAUUAUUUGCCUGUUUUCACCAUUUACGAUUAUUUUAAAGGCGUUCGAAAAAUUCUCAACCGACACUUGAUAGAAAAACGCAAUCCUGUCUAUGGCAGCUUGAUUAAAGAUGCACAUUAUACUGAUGGGCCAAAUCUUGUAAAGUAUUUGGAUGAUCAUGGUUAUGGUUUAUCUAAAGAAGAAACAAUGGUUAUCUUUUCUGAUUUAACAGGAGCAGGUACAGAUACAAACUCGGUGUAUUUAUGUUGGACUAUCGCAAUCAUGUGCCACCACCCAGAGGUUCAGAAAAAAAUAGCGGCUGAAAUUGACGACUUUAUUGAAAGAAAUGAUCGUCUUCCUCUUUUCAGCGAAAGGUUGCAGUUGCCUUUCUGUAUCUCAGCUAUGAAGGAAUGCAUGAGAUUUAAACCGGUUACGGCAUUCGGUAUUCCUCAUUUGGCUAUUGACGAUAUUGAAGUCGAUGGCUAUAUAAUUCCCAAGGGCGCUACCAUUAUUCCAAACAUGAUGAGUAUGCAUAAGAAUUCAGAAUUUUAUCCAGACAGACCUGACGAAUUUGUGCCCGAAAGAUUUAUGAAUGCACUCGAAACAUCGUCUGCUGCAUCUAAGGGUAAACUGGAAAACCGAGAUCAUUUUAACUUUGGAUGGGGAAGACGUAUUUGUCCUGCAAUCCAUAUGGCUGAAGUAGAAACGUUUAUUGGAUUUAUUGAAUUGAUGUCUCGAUGCUUUAUUGAACCUGGUGAGGAUGGCAUGCCUAACAUCAACAAAGCAGACAAUGGAGGCAUUGCUAUUUUACCACUUCCUUACAAAGUCAAAUUUACAAAUCGCAAAAAUUAAACUUUGAUCACUUCUAACGGAAUUUACUAAAGUAUAAUCAAAGAAGCAACAACUACUACUUUUCAAUGAAACAAUAAAACUAAAAAGUGAUUGAAGCUUUACUUCUGUCGCUUAAGUUAAAAACAACUUCAAAAUAUUUCUAUUCGAAUCCAAACCUGCAAAUUAUAAUCUACCCAUGGAAAACGUAAUAAUGUUUAAGACUAAAUACAAAACUAUGUCUAAAGUGGACCUUCAUCGACCUUUUGAAUAUUUAAAUUCUUUAAUAAAACAUCAGGAUUCUUUGUUGAGAUCUGAUGUCAACGUACCCGUACGGUUACCAAGUUGAACGUAAAUGUUAGUGCAAGUCUACCCAGAUUUCUUUUUGGAGCGAAUCACACCUUAUCAAACAAUGUCUAACUUUGAAACUGUUAGUCAUCACACACUAACCUUAGAUACAGCAGGAUUAGUAUUGGCAUUGGUCAAAUCUUACUUUCCGC
Molecule: messenger RNA, 2094 nt
Organism: Mucor mucedo
Lineage: Eukaryota; Fungi; Mucoromycota; Mucoromycetes; Mucorales; Mucoraceae
Product: cytochrome P450
Exons: 7
Coding region: 92-1618 (508 amino acids)
Molecular function (GO): iron ion binding; heme binding; monooxygenase activity
Source: RefSeq, a predicted model, not a curated record